This is a messenger RNA of Tribolium castaneum (red flour beetle), 2715 nucleotides long. RefSeq lists its product as uncharacterized. The record is from RefSeq and is a predicted model, not a curated record. Bases 1 to 2715 code for a protein of 904 amino acids. Lineage: Eukaryota; Metazoa; Arthropoda; Insecta; Coleoptera; Tenebrionidae. The transcript has a single exon.
AUGGAAUUCCUGUUAAAUUUAUUGUUACUGCGUGGGAAGGUUUUAACCACAGCAGCGGCCGAGACACUCCACGAAUAUAUCAAAAAAUGUAUGCACUUCAAGCGAAAAAUUUCGACCGAAUACAGCAACGCGACCCAAAUAAUCCCGUUUGAAAACAUGUUGGAGUUUAUCAACAACUCGAGCAAAUACACCUGUGAGGGAGACGUUGUGACGAACGAUCUCCGCUACUUGUACGAACACAUAAACCGGGUAAAGCAAGAAAAUGAGAAACAUACACAUACUGUUGCUUUGGUGCCGCAAACCGUUGAUAAAAAAUUGGAAGAGUUGCCGAAAAACCAAAAUUUGAACACAGUCCCUGAAUGGUUGCGCCGUGAACACACCAAAAUUAACGAGUUUAAAGUGAAAAGUCAGGAACACAUCAUUGACAACUUGCACGCAAUCCUCAAAUCGCAAGAGUUUCUCUUCAAGAAUAUCAUCAAACUGGUGAACAUCCUCGAGAAGGAUGCCCUCAUCAACUCAAACAGCGAAAAACUGGACAAAAUCAAGAGGAAACUUGUCGCAUGCACUGAUAUUUUGUCAAACGCAGCCACUUCGCAACAAUUCACAAGCCUCAUCAAUAAAAUAAUCGAAGAAGAGAUCACGCGUUGUAGAUUCAGGCACGGCGAAAGCAAAACCAGCGCUGAAAUUAACUUAAAAGUGCCGAAACCUGAGGGAAUCGAAGCUGCUUUGGACAUGUCGCACAAGAACAACGACAUCAGAAGAAUGAAGAAACAACUAGCUGAGAAAAUUGCAAAACCAAGCGUACAAAAUAAACAGAAUGAGCGUUUAAGGGGCCGUAUUAUUGACCUGGAAGUGAAAACAAACUCCGCCAAGUUACUAAAACGGGCGAGAUCCGAGCCAGUUUUGAACGAAAACCGAAAAUUGGAAACCAUCUGGAAGAAAACACAGAUUGAGAUUGAAGAAUCCAAAAAAGUGAUACAAGUCAAUGAAGACCGUUUCAAGAAAUUUGAAAACACACUUUGGCACACCUUAACAACCAUGAAAUUUUUGUCGCUGAAAAGUGAUUACGCAAAUAUGACUAAGUGUGCGUUCUAUAAUAAGAGACAGUUUGUGGCGACGGAAGCAACAAUUUCGAAAAAAGUCCAAGGAGAGGAAAAGUUCGGCAAGUUUGUUAAGAUAAGUAACUCCAUGUUCCACAUUACGGAAAAACGUCUGUCGUUUGAGGAGGGACAAUUAGAUGGUGUUGGGGACAGUGGAGGAGCAAAUAAUAAAAAGACAGAAGUGUCUAAAGACAAGAUUUUUCCAAAAAAAUCUGUUAGUAAUGCUCCACCCGUGCUUAUACAAAACCAGAAAAAAGACGAACAGGGCAAUAAUACCAUUAUUAAUGGCAAUGACAUCAAAAAAUUGGUUCAGAACCAUUCCGCAAAUGCCACUGUUGCGGUAGUUGUUGAAGGAGGUGACAAAAGUGUGAUCAAGUCUCGAGAAAUAGUACCAACGGAACGAGACAACAAACAAACUAACACAAUUAUUAGUGUUCAUAAUUUUAUUAAGAAAACAGCCGACGUUUCUAAAAAUGUUUCACCUUUAGAUGCGAUUAAGAAAGAUGAUCAGAAAACUAUUCUGCAGAAAGAAGGAAAAAGUGACGCUUUAAAUCCCAUUAUAACAGAAGAUGAGAGAAAAACUACUCCACAGAAAAAUCCACAAAAAACUGAGGAGCAUCAAAUUGUUAAUGAACCAAAAAUUGCUGUACCCGAAAAAAUAGAAAGAAUGAAUCAACAAACAACAGAUCAGCGUUUCGUACAGUCGUUAAGAAAUUCGGACUUGAAUAAGAAGCCUUGCAAAACAACUAGAAAUGUUAAAAUGAGGUUGAAUGUCAUCCUAAAAACGAAGGAUUCUUUGGGAUCAAAGCGCACUACAGCUCCACCUCCGUUAAUUAAGAGUUCUAAAAAAGAAUCGUUAGUUAACAAUGUUGGAGCAAACACAAAACUCCAAACUAUUGCCAGCGAUAAUUUAAAAUUGUGCACUUUGAACGCAGUUUGUCCUAAAAAAGCUAAAAACGGAAGCAAAAAAGUGUCCAUGCACGAAUUUAAAAGCGAGGCUGAUCUCAUCCGUAUGAACAAUAAAGCAUUUCAGGAACUAGAAACUACAAUUAAAACGGUUCAGAUUGUUAAACCAAAUGGAAAAACACAAAAUGUUAAGAAGCAGGAGAAAAAAAGUGUGUCUAGUGAAAAUUUGGCUUCGAUUAUGAAACAGCGGAAUGAUAUUAAACGCGAAAUGAAAUCCGAGGCGUCUUCGCGAGCUGGAGGUGAUGAGAAAAUAAGCCGCAAAAAUAAGCGUGAUUUGCAUACAGAAGUCAAGCAACUGCCUAAAGAAAAAUGUAAAACGUUUUUGAAAACUUCGAGGAUAAAAUCGUUCGUGAAACCAAACCCCAGUAAUCAACAAAUGCGCCGUACGACGAAAAAUGCGAUGAAGAGGCAGCAAGUUUUGACAAUUUUACCCAAAGUUGCGAAAGAAAUUAAAGAGAAAAAAAAGCCGCAAGUUCGUUUGGUUGAACCCGGGGAAAUAAAAACCGUGAAAAUGAAAGACAGUUAUUGCGUGUCCAAAAAGUCAAGUUACGUGAAAUUUUCUAAAAAAAUUUUGCCCAACAAAAAAAUUAAUCAGACGAGUUGGGAAGAAGAGGAUGGUUACAAGGUUGCCUCAGUGGUGGAAGACUAA